AUCCAGACCGGGCAGACCCCGCCACAGCGAGCGGCCGUUACACGCCUGUCUUCCCCGCUACGCAGUGCCGCCAACGCAGCAGCGCACGAGACACGGCAGCACGCGUGUAGAUCCUGGCUGGGGGAAGCGCAGGCUGAAACGUACUUGAAGGAGGCGAGCUCUACUCAAUCACCUUCUGGAAAAAGAGAAAUUGAGAGGAAUCGACAACACCGCAAUGGAUACAAUUCUCAGUGCCAUCGUUUACUACACAACGGCAGCUUUCGCUGGGAUCUUCGCCGUGCUGUAUCUGUACUUCUGGAACGCGUUCAGACACUGGAAGACCCGGGGUGUCCACUACGCCGAGCCCUCGCUGUUCGUCGGGAACCUCGGGGGAGUGUUCUCUCGGAGGGAAGGCCUGGUGGACCUGUUCAGGAGGCUGUACAGGGAAGCCGCCGGCCACAGGGUCGUCGGGAUGUUCCUCCUCGGCAAGCCGGUGCUGGUGCUGCGAGACCUGGACCUGGUGCGCCGAGUGCUGACCAAGGACGCGCACGCGUUCCUCAACAGGUUCUUCAUGCCCCCGGAGAAGUUCGACCCCUUAUUCGCCAAGAGCCUCGUCGCGGCGAAAGGCAAGAAGUGGAAGCACCUGAGGAUCAAGAUGACCCCGACCUUCACCUCGGGCAAGAUCAGGAGGAUGCUGCAGUUGGUGGAAGACUGCAGCAAGAAGCUGGUCAGACACAUCGACCAGGAGGUCUCCGAAGGGAGGCCUGUUGUAGUGAAGGACGCAAUGGCCAGGUACACCAUGGACGCCAUCGCGUCUUGCUCCUUCGGCAUCAACGCGAACGCCCUGGAGAACCCCGACUGCGAGUUCAUCUCCAAGAUGAAAAUGUUGCUGGAACCCAAAGGUCUCCAGAUGCUGCUCGGCGCGAUCAUCAUUUUCACUCCCUGGCUGCAGAAGUUCGUCCACGCGAAAGCCUUCGACGUCGGCGUCACAGACUUCGUCCGGAGGACGUUCUGGGACAUGGUGGACCACCGGAAGGCCAGUGGGAUUGUCCGCAAGGACUUCGUGGACCUCCUGAUGCAGCUCCGGCAGGACGGGGAGGUGCGUGCAGAAGACGAGAAGGACCAGGAGGAGAUCAAGCAGGACAGCAGAUACAUGAACGUGGAAGUCUCUAGAACCGACGGCUCUGAUGUCACCCUGGAUGAGGAUGACAUCGUCGCCCAAGCCUUCAUCUUCAUAUUCGCCGGCUACGAAACAUCUUCCAGCGUCCUGACCUUCACCUUGUACGAGCUGGCCUUGAACCCGCCCGUCCAGGACAGGCUGCGGAGGGAGAUGGAAGACGUCCUUGAGAAGCACGGAUCCAAGGUCACGUACGUCGCCUUGGCCGAGAUGAGCUACCUGGACAUGGUGGUCGCAGAGUCCCUUCGCAAGUACUCGCCUCUGUCAUUCAUAGACAGAGAAUGUCUUUCGGACUACACAAUCGAAGGUACUGACAUCACUUUAAAAAAGGGAACAGUGGUUAUCGUUCCUUCACACGGCAUUCACUAUGACCCUGACAUCUACCCCGACCCGGAAAAGUUCGAUCCCGAGAGGUUCAGCGACGAGAACAAGGGAAAACGAUCGAACUUUGCCCACCUGCCGUUCGGUGAAGGGCCAAGGAAGUGCAUCGGCAUGCGGUUCGGCCUGAUGCAAGUGAAGACCGGCCUGGUGCACAUCCUGAAGACGUACCAAGUGAGUCCUCACGAGGACACACCCCUUCCUCCUCUGGAGCUCCAUCCGUUCUCGGGAGUGACCUUGGCCAAGAAGGACAUCGUUCUAACUUUCACUGGGCUCGAGUCAACUUCAGCCGCUGAGCAGUGAUUUGAACUUUUUCCAGUUGCUUGAGCAUCGACGAAAAUCAACUAUCGCCUGUGUAUGAGACAAAAAAUCUAUCCCUAAAAUUACAGGAUAAUUUAUAUCAUCGAGUACAUAGCACUCGUAUUUCCAGGUAAACUCGCCCAUUCUAAUAGGUACCCGUACGACGCAUUCUGACAACAAAAACCCCCCGUUAGCUGUGGUGAAUUUCACUUGUGGUAUUUUCCGUAUUCUGCCUACAUUGAAUUUAGUACUACGCAUUGUACUGUAAAGUUUGACCUUAACCCAGGGCAAACCAAACAACUUCCGCAAACCGGGACACAGUAAAACUCCUAAAUUAUUAUUAUUAUUAUUAUUAUUAUUUAUUUAUUGUUUACAAAAGUUACAAUAUUUCUUACAUUAGUCUCGCAAAACCUAUUCACCUAGGUUUGUCUGCGAGUACGGAGUCACACUCGUACAUUAAAUCUUAUUUUAUAAUACACUUAAAAUUGCUCAAAUAGCUGUUUGAACAUUGAUUUUUGUUUAAAAAGUAUGGAGUAUAUUAACAUAAAUUACAUUGAGUUAAGGUACAUCUUUUUAAGUUUACGACUGAAUUUUGUCCUGCUACUUGAAUUUAAAACUUCAAUAGGGGAUGUUUUGUAAAUCUAGUAGUAGUCUAGGAAUAUUUUUUUUUUGUUUUUGGAUAUCUUGAUUAUUUAUGGUACCUGUCAUACAAAGAAAACAUAAUUUUUCAUUUAGCUCAAAAAUGGCGCCAACGAUUUUUCUCAAAUUUCUCGUCAUUUUAUCUUUUAAUAACAUCUAUAACAUGGCUUACUCAGUCAGUUUUUACCGGGAAACUCUAAAAAAGGUAGCUGCCAUACAAAAUCAAUUUUGUUUGUAAAUUUUCCUAUAAGCCCGGCAAACCGCGCCGUCACCAAAACCACUUUUGUUUUGUGAUAGAUAAAAUACUUAUUUGAAAUUCGAACGUGUCCUCCGGCCAAUAUUCAUGGGAAUACAUAACUUAUUUUACAGGUACAAGAAGAAGACGUACCUGCCGUCGCAGUUGGAAGUAGUUCUGGUCCCACCACAGAGCAGGGUCAAGAUGAAGUCGACUCAUUAAAAGUACCUCAAGCAUCUAGUCAUAAGCCUGCAGAAAAAGUGAAUGUUGCCAAAGAAGACAUAAUUGAAAUCGUGCCUUCUGCUCCUGCCGAAAUCAAAGAUGUGAAUCUCGACGAUGUAGGUUGCUGGCCUUCUCCUAUGACCGACGAAGUAAGAACGCUUCUAGUAUGUCGCGGAUCUGACUCAGUACAGCACAUCGAUUCCAAAUUUGCCGAUGUUGUUCGCUCAGGGACUUCAACGAAAGGCGGUACCCGAAAACUAACCAAAGAGUGGUUCUACAAACCAUUAUCUAACGGCGAAAAGGUUCUCCGAACAUGGAUGGUGUACUCGCCUUUGAAGCAAUCCUUGUAUUGUUUUUCUUGCAAGCUGUUUGGCAAUUCCGGCUCUAACUUCGCAUCUGAAGAAGGAUUCAACAAAUGGUGGAAGCUAAAUCCAAGAAUAGGAGACCAUGAAAAUAGCCUAGGCCAUGAACAGAGCUUCUUGAAAUGGAAGGAGUUGGAAGUUCGCCUGAACUGUAAAGCAACCAUCGAUCAGAAACAACAAGAAGUUUUCGAAAGUGAGGAGAAGAAGUGGAGGGAUGUACUGUACAGGUUGCUGAAUAUUAUCCAGUUCUUAGCCAAACAGAAUCUGGCCUUCAGAGGACAUCGAGAAGACAUUCGAGGAGAUGAUAGUGGCAAUCGCGGGAACUUUCUGGAGUUAGUGCACCUCCUAGCUAAAUACGACCCUCUUCUAAUGGAACACCUGACAAAGAUAAAGCUGGGAGCAAGAGUCUCAGUUUCGUAUCUAUCUCCAGAAACCCAGAAUGAAUUUAUAAACUUACUGGGACAGCAAGUUCGAUCCACCAUCAUCCGUCGUAUUCAAGAAGCUAAAUAUUAUUGCGUAAUCUUCGACAGCACACCAGUCAUCUCCCACAAUGACCAAAUGAGCCAAGUUCUGCGAUACGUACAUAUCGAAGGAGAAAAAGUCGCCGUGGUAGAAUCUUUCAUUGACUUUUCGAACCAAAAGGAAAAAAUGCAGAAGAUCUCAGCAACGAUAUAAUCGCGAAGAUAACAUUAGACGGACUGGACAUACAGAAUCUGAGAGGACAGGCUUAUGACAAUGCUGCCACAAUGUCAGGGAUCCACAAUGGAGUUCAAGCCCGGAUUAAAGCACCGAAUCCGAAAGCUAUAUUCGUUGCAUGCACAAACCACUCACUAAACUUGGCUGGGGUACACGCUGCUUCUGAAUCAGUGGAUUCCGUGACAUUUUUUGGAACUCUGGAGAAGCUGUUUGCCUUCUUUUCCGCAUCAAUUGUUCGAUGGAACGCUUUGGUUGCCGUCACAGGUCAAGCAUUAAAACGAGUCACUGAAACGCGCUUGAGCGCUAGACAUGUAGCUGUCAAGAUGCUUAAAAAUAAGUUUGAGGUAGUUCUUGAGGUACUGGAACAAUUAACAGAUUCAUCUCAAACUUCCGAAACAAGAUCGGGAGCCAGUCUUCUCCUGACAGCCAUGCAGUCAUUUAACUUCCUAACUUUUCUUGGCUUUUGGGCUGCAGUGCUACCUGAAGUAGAUGACGCACAGAUUUACCUGCAGCAACGAGGACUAAGUGUGGAUAAGUGUGCUCAGAAACUCUGCGCUUUGAAAACCCUCUUAGUGGAAAGUAGAGACCGUUUCGUGCAAGAAGCAAUUGACUUUGCUAAGACUCUCUGCGAAAAACUCGGAAUCGAACUCAAAACGAGAAGAAUUCGCAGGAAAAAACGCAUGCAUGGCGAUGAAUCUUCUGAAGAUGCAGCUUUGUCUCACGAACAGGAAAUCCGUCGAGAGAUUACCGCAUCAUUCGACAAGAUCAUUCAAGAAAUGACGACUCGAUUCCAGCAAAUUCAAGAAAUAUCGGACAAGUUCGGAUUUUUGAUGCCAGCGAAACUUUUGGACAGCAAGUUCGAGUGUGAUCUUUCCCAUGUAUUAGAAGACAUCGACAAGGACGAGUUUCAGAUGGAGCGGAAGAGUUUUUAGCAGUUUGUUGUUGUUGCCUGUUCUGAAUCAGAGGAACAUAUAAGUGGUAAUGGACCACUGGAGCUCCUCCAGUUCAUUCAAAAACUGAAUCUCGGAAUUUUGGUUCCAAAUAUAGUCAUCUUGAUUCGUAUAUAUUUGACUUUGGCGAUUAGUGUUGCAAGUUGUGAGAGAAGUUUUUCGAAGUUGAAGCUAAUAAAAAAUUACCUCAGAUCUACUAUGAGCUCCGCUAGACUAUCAAACUUGGCUAUAUUGUCGAUUGAACAAGAAUUGGCUGCUAAUAUUGAUUUUGACAAAGUUAUUUCUGACUUCGCUGCUCAUAAGGCCCGUAGAAUCCGCUUGUAAAACCGCUCAUCCUAUUUUAACUUCAAUAAAAGGUACCUCAUUGCAUGUGAAAUUUAAUUUUAAGUAAGCACCUAUAGAAUGGGGGCGGCAAAAUGGGUCUCCCGCCCCAGGCGCCGAGAUGGCACGCUACGCCACUGCCGGCGGCUUUAUACGUUAUACUGGAUUGUACGUUAACAAGAGGGACGUACUAGAGAGAAUUUGCUGUAUACAUAAUCGGGAAAUUACCCGCCGCAAAUAUAUUUUGGCAGUAUAUACAUAUUGAUCCAAAUAGUGGGCCAAACGUUUCUGGCAAAAAUCUUCGACUUUUCCACUCGAAGUUCAUUUUUGUCGAAGCCAAAGUCGAAGGAAAAAAAUAUCUUCGAUUCGACUUCGAUUACUCGAAGCUUCGCACACCCCUAACAGUCAUUCUAAGAGAACAAGUAAUUAUUCAGUAAUAAACAACAAUUAUUAUUACACAGGAGAAACUAUUUGUAGCAGUCGGUCAGUACUAAUAACAAAGUAUAUCAUUAAGAUAUGUGCAAUGUUCAAUAAGAAAUGAUAUAAAAAACAUUUGUUGACAAAUAUUACUGAAACUAAGCUGACGUCUUUCAAUUACCUCUUCUUAGAAGUAAAAAUUAUAUGAGGUAAUGUUUUUGUUAAAACACAACAAAUGUAUUUUCAAAACACUCAUUCAAAAUUUUUCCUUUAAAAUAAAAUUUUUAAAAAAAUUAAAUUUUCAUUAAAUUAUAUAACACUUUAACGCAGCACCGGUAAACUUAAGAAGAUAAACGUAAAUUCACGAACUUCCCUGGAUAAUUUUUGACCAGCGUUAUUCGUAUAUUUUAGGUGACUAUUUUUUAACAGUGUAUUCAGUUGUUUGAUCUCUUUUCAAGAACAAGCCUAUAGAAACAGAAAAAGAAAUUACACAGUCAGCUGUGUUCUAUACAAAUCUUGGCUAGCAGUUUAGGGUGAAUUAGUUAUCACAGCCAAAAAAAUUUUUUUUAUAUAUACGUUUAUAUAUUUUUUUUUCCAUGGCUGCAUCGAGUUCGGUGGUUGAUGUGAGAUAGAAUGUAAAAUAUGUCUAAUACAAAUUAUCAACUGAUAGAAUUAUAAUAGACAAUCUUUUUGAACUAUGUACCUCGACUGUAAAAACGUGUACCUAUGAUUCUAGAACAUAAUUUAGUAACACAAUUAUAUAGGUAGCUAAAAUUGCCCAGGUUUACAUGAAUGUUGUAUAUUUACAUAUGUUCUUACUUCCUGAAGAUUGUUUUCUUAUAGCUAAAAAAAUUGUCGAGUAUUAUUUUUAUCAAAUUUAUAGUUGAAAAUGUACUUGCGUUAAGGUAUAGGUACUUCGUUGGCAUGCUAAAAAAAUUUUUUGAUGCGAUAGUCAAUAAAUAUUAAAUAUCUGUGUUCCAGAAACAAUAUAUCACUCCCAAGAAAUAUACUGCAAGCUGAAGAACUGUAGAGCGUCUGGACUAAUAACAGUUUGUGGCAGUUCAGUUUCUUCUGAGCACAAGUCGAGUUUCCAUGUUGCAGACAAGAAGAUGUUGUCUAUUACUUGGUUCCUUGACAGGUACUGAAGAUAUGGCUGUUCGAACCAAGAGUUUAUCAGGGUGAUGUUCUUCCAGCUCAGAACAUAGUCUGUUCCCGGAGCACAACCGUGAGUUCUUGGCCUGCUGAUGUCCAGGACGAGAAGCUCCCGCAAGUUGUGGAAAUGGCGGCCCGAGAGCGAGUGGACACAGCUUCUUCUCAUUUUAAGAUAUAAAAGAUGUUUAGUGUUCUUGAAUGCCUCUGUGCUGAACUCGUGUAUAUUUGUGUGAUCUAGCACUAAAAUACUAAGCGAUUCCAAAUAAAAGAAAUCGUCUACAAUAACAUUCUUCAUCGGAUUAUAGCUGAAAAAAUAUGACUCCAUUCUGUUAAGUUUAAGAGCACUUGAGUUGCUUGUUAUAAUAUGAUUAUUACUCAGUGAUAUGACUUUCAAAUAUCUGGACAAAUGAAUUGUGUCAAAUUUUUUUAGUCUGUUAUUUGAAAGGAGUAGAAACUCCAGUGCUUUUAGGUCUUGAAAUGUGCUGUAUUCUAUAAAUUCCAUACGGUUUCUAUCCAACGCUAAAUAUUGUAAGCGUGUUAGAUUUUUAAAUAUACUCACAUUUAAUACAACUAGUUCAUUGUCGUUCAAUUCUAACAGUAUUAGAUAUCUCGUGUUAUUAAAAGUGCCAUUAUUUAUUUGAUUAAUUGAAUUAUAAGAGGCUGUGAUAUUCUUUAAGAAUGUAUUAUAUUUAAACAUGGAAUCGUCCAAAAAUUCUAAAGAAUUGUUUGACAAAUUUAUGACCUCAAUGCUUUGUUUCCUCUGAGGUGCUGAUUCAAUGUCAGUAACAUUUAUAUCUAAUUCUUGGCUGUUAAGGGGCCCGCCUACAUGUUACAUCAAAUGUGUUGUAGACGUUCAGCAGUUUACGUUUUAUGAAGAAACUGUUUGACCUGCGCAAUUUUUUUUAUAUAAAUAAAAGAGAUUAAAAUACAUUCUAUGUCCCUGCGGUGUCUGCAUCGAUCUAGAAUACAUAUGUCAUAAUAAUAUUGCAUGCUGAAAACGGCAAAAUAACGUAUUUUAAGAUGCCGACAGAACUCGUGGUUUUGAAUAUUUUUAAAGAAAUCCACCGCAGGAACAUGUAUCAUUCUUUUGUCAUCCAUCGCAUGUAUAGUUUGCACCAUGUCACAGCAUUAAAUUUCGAGAAAUUUGUGAUUUCCUAUCGCAUGUUUUGUGUCAAUGUGCUGACCAGCAUGUGGCGCCCUCCAGACCCCGCCGUACCCGCAGACAAAGCGCGCGAGAGAACUACCUCUCACUCUACUGGGUGAGGGGUGGGGGGCUGUUUCUGCUUCCGCCCCUUCUUGGCGUCCUCUUUAGUUCCCUUCGCGAUCUGGGUUGUUUGUGUGCGCGAGCUCCGGUGGGGUUCGUCUGACGGAGGAACGGUCUGCCCUGUCAGUGUAGGCUCAGUACUGCAGCUGAUUUCACUGCCAUGAAAAUUCCACAUGAUCCAAGGCGAGGGAAGAAGGCUAUAGCGCGAUAGUGUUACGACGACAAGAAAGGAGAUGAUUUUAACAGUAUACAAUUAACAGUUGCCUUAUUUAUUUACAGGGGAAGCUGUGAAUACUUUUCUGAUGAGCUCAGCAUGUGUUACUUUUAUCUUCACAAUCCUAAGAAUAAAAACAUUAUUUAAUGCUCCACCCUACAUAGGCAUGCCAUCAUUUACUAAUAUAAUACCUUCGUGACACUGACCAUUACCACAAAAAAAAUAACAAAUACAAUUUAAAAACGAAUAAACUUUUAGUAGCGAAAAUCUCCACAGGCAAGACUAAUUCUAACCAACUGCAGACAUAAAUACACAAUAUAUGUAAACAUCAUUAAAACAUACUAAUAAAUAAAAAAGCAAACAUUUCAGCCCUUCCCUUCGGUAUUU
Molecule: messenger RNA, 8693 nt
Organism: Bacillus rossius redtenbacheri
Lineage: Eukaryota; Metazoa; Arthropoda; Insecta; Phasmatodea; Bacillidae
Product: cytochrome P450 6j1-like
Exons: 6
Coding region: 215-1837 (540 amino acids)
Molecular function (GO): oxidoreductase activity, acting on paired donors, with incorporation or reduction of molecular oxygen; monooxygenase activity; iron ion binding
Source: RefSeq, a predicted model, not a curated record